UAUGUUUCGUUAAUACGAUUUGGGCAUUUUUUCUUUUCGCUUUUCGCAAAUUUUCGGAUCUCUUCUGUUUCUUCGAAUCAAAACCCUAAUUCCCCCAAUUUCAGUUUUCAGCCUCGAAAAACCUAUCUCCCUCUCUAACUUCUCAACGGUUUUCCCAUUCAAGAGCUCGAUCCACAGGGACAUAUUUGCUACUAAAGAGAUGUCUCCUGCUUCCAAAUCCAAGUCUAAAGACAAAAAGGCAGGAAAGGAAGCUCAAAAAUCUUCUGCCAAGCCCUCGGGAUCUGGUAAUGCAGUAGCUGGAGUACCAGCUAGUGCAUACAACCCUUUAUCGGGAACUUUCCAUACUCUGGAGAUGUCACCAACAUCUACCUCCCAAGUACAUUCUAAUGGCCGUUUUCGGAACAUAGAUGAGACUGAUGAACAUCCUGCUGGCUCUGUGGUAGCUAGUGUGGAGUAUGAUUCUGUUUCUAACAAUGGUAGUUGGUCUGGUGAGUCAGAAGAUCCUAAAGAGAAAGGUUCUAAUCCUCCUGUUCGAUUGGAAGCAGUACCGGGAGCUGAUAAUGACAAAAGAGAGAAAAUCCGCCAAAAGAAUGAGAGGAAACAUCAACGACAGAAGGAAAGGCGAGCACAAGAGUUGCAUGAUCGUUGCAGUGGAUAUAUUAUGUCAAGGAAACUUGAGUCACUUGCGCAACAGCUUGUGGCCAUGGGGUUUUCUCAUGAGCGUGCAACAGUAGCAUUGAUACUGAAUGAAGGAAGGGUAGAAGAAUCAGUAGCAUGGCUGUUUGAAGGUGGUGAAGAAGCAGACAAUCAUAAGGAUACUAAUAUAGGUGGGGGUAAUUUGAAAAUUGAUAUAUCAGAAGAACUUGCUCGGAUUGCAGACCUAGAAAUCAGGUACAGUUGCUCAAAGCAGGAGGUUGAAAGAGCAGUUGUUGCUUGUGAGGGUGAUCUUGAUAAGGCUGCAGAGUCUUUGAGAGAUUUGAAGCUGGAUCGACCGUCUGGUCUACCAAAGCCAGAGGAAAUUGAUGAUCUUCCUUCCCAUAGCAGUAAGCAGUCAGGAGUAGUGAUUCAGAAUGCCAGGACCCAGACAAAACCCAUUCUUUCCCCAAAUCAGCCCAAAAAAGAUGAAAAGGAUUUUAACUAUACAAAGCAAGCGGUUAUGCUGGGAGGAUCUACAGAAUCCGGCAGCAGACUUGUGCAGCCUCUUAAGAGAAUCCAACCAAAGUCUGAAUGGACAAAAUCUCAACAAACUGCUGUACCAGCUGACAAGAGGUGGCCAACUGCAGGAUCUAAUCCUUCAGUUUCUUAUUCGUUGGCACCACCCUUGCAAGUUUCAACCACACCUGCCAAGACAGAAGCUUCUUAUAUGACUGUUGGAGGUGAUUAUAAGAACCUUCAACCUGGAGCAGCUAGGGAGCCAGUAAUUGUGAUGCAGCGUCCACAAACUCUAAAUGCAAAGCAGAUUCCACCAGCCAGUAUGAGUUCAUCUCCUCCUGGAGCAGCUGCCAGUUGGUAUCCAUCCAACAGUGUAGAAGUCAUGAGGUCCAAUGGCUUUAUGUCUCACCCCACUAGCACUAGAAGCCACAGUUCAAACUAUUUCAGUUCUAAUCAACUGUACCACCAACUUCAGUGUCAACCACCUCAACAGUUUCUGGCUGGCAAUAGCAGUUCAGUAGAUCUUCAAGCAACCAACCGAGGGAAUAGCAUAUGGAGUAGAGCGGCUACAUCCCCAACGCUUGCUGCUGCUUCUUCUCUUGGACUUUUCUCUGGGCUAGGAUCGGCAGCAACAUCAGGGGCAACUUCCCCGGUAGAUUGGAGCACUGGGGGUACAAUGCAAUUUGAUUAUACCAACAUAGACUGGUCCUUGGAUCGAGGUUUAUCUCCACCACGGUCCAAUGCAUUAUUGCUAGGGCUUUCACCUUUUACAAAGAGUAGUGCUCUAUAUGGCUCAAAUGCUUCUGGCGUGGCUGCUCAGCCAGGAAUUAGAUCAAUACCCUCUAAUGGUAGCAUUGUUCCCCUGCCUGGAUUGCAAGAUGGUGGAGUAUCCUCUGCUGAAACAUCAGGUUCUCGGGAAUGGAGUUCUCCAUUCGAAGGGAAAGACCUUUUUAGUUUGCCGAGACAGUUUGUUUCUUCUCCUUCUCUGUAGAGUGGAGGGGAGAAAUCAAAUGAAUAAAAAAAGACCAAAAAAUGUGUGGAUUUGAUGUUUGUUCUUAUGAUGCUAUAGUUGAUAUGAUGUUGGUGGUAAGCUUUCAGCGGAAAACUGGCGUUUAAUUUCUGGUACCAUUUCACAUGCACA
This is a messenger RNA of Cajanus cajan (pigeon pea), 2293 nucleotides long. RefSeq lists its product as uncharacterized. NCBI's taxonomy places the organism in Eukaryota, Viridiplantae, Streptophyta, Magnoliopsida, Fabales, Fabaceae. Gene Ontology annotation, molecular function: protein binding. The record is from RefSeq and is a predicted model, not a curated record.